Messenger RNA from Anolis carolinensis (green anole), 2929 nucleotides. RefSeq names its product crystallin lambda 1 (gene cryl1). Bases 32 to 1087 code for a protein of 351 amino acids. The transcript is spliced from 8 exons. The record is from RefSeq and is a predicted model, not a curated record. NCBI's taxonomy places the organism in Eukaryota, Metazoa, Chordata, Lepidosauria, Squamata, Anolidae. Gene Ontology annotation, biological process: fatty acid metabolic process. Gene Ontology annotation, molecular function: NAD+ binding; L-gulonate 3-dehydrogenase activity.
GAGCCAAUGAGAGAGACUGUGACAUCCUAUAAUGUGGGGGUGGGGAGCGACGUUUCCUAUAAAAAGGAGGCGGGCCAAGCGCUCCCUCGAGUCUUCCCUCGGGCGCAGCAGCAUGGAUCCCACGCGAGAGGGGCGGGUGGUCAUUAUUGGCAGUGGACUCAUCGGAUGCAGCUGGGCUAUGGUUUUUGCCUCAGGUGGCUUCCAGGUCAAGCUUUAUGAUAUUGUGCAAGAGCAGGUAACAAAAGCCUUGGAAAAUAUUAGCAAACAACUGAAGCAACUUGAAAAGACAGGAAUGCUGAAAGGUUUACUGAAUGCUGACCAGCAACGGUCUCUCAUUACUGGAUGCACAGAUUUAAAGGCAGCAGUAGAUGGUGCCAUUCACAUUCAGGAAUGUACACCAGAGAAUUUGGAACUGAAAAAGAAGAUUUUUGGCCAGUUAGAUCUUCUUGUCAGUAAUGAUGUAGUUUUAAGCAGUUCAACCUCCACUCUUUUGCCGACAAAGUUGUUCACUGGGCUGAAGCAUGUCAAGCAGUGUAUAGUUGCACAUCCUGUAAAUCCACCAUAUUAUGUGCCUUUGGUUGAGUUGGUUCCCCACCCUGAAACAGAUCCUUGUAUAUUAGAGAGAACCUAUGCGCUUAUGAAGAAGAUUGGACAAUCACCAGUUAAACUGACAAAAGAGGUUAAUGGGUUUGCACUGAACCGACUCCAGUAUGCGAUUAUUAGUGAGGCAUGGAGACUUGUUGGGGAGGGUGUAAUAUCUCCAACUGAUCUGGAUCUUGUGAUGUCUGAUGGCUUGGGAAUGCGAUAUGCUUUUAUGGGACCUCUGGAAACAAUGCAUCUGAAUGCAGAAGGAAUGUUGAACUAUUGUGAUAGAUACCGUGAGGGCAUGAUAAAUGUCUUGAAAACCUUUGGGCCAAUACCAGAUUUUUCAGGGGAAACAGAACAAAAGAUCAAUCAGGCAAUGAUUGAAAAAACACCAGCUGAUCCAAAGCACUUAAAUGCCAGGCGGCACUGGCGAGAUGAGUGCCUUAUGCGCCUGUCCCAUGUAAAAAAGGAAAUCAAGUCUGAUGGUAUCAAUCAUCUUUAGAUCUUAGAGUAGUUGUUCAAAUAGUUGCAGCUCUUCCACAGCGUUUAAUCAUGGAAGACAUUAUUGUGAAUGCAAGAGCCCAACUGUUGAUCUGCGCAUUUGUAGUCAAUUUAUUAAAUUUCAGAUUUUUUAUUUAAAAAAUGCAUCCAAAACUAGUUUUAAAUUUAGUUUAAAGCUUUGUGAGACAUCUGAAUGCUCAUACUGCAUUUUUUAGACAGAAAGCCCUGAUUCCAUGCUAUUUUAUAAAAUAAAAGGACAGAUCUUGUAUUCAGUGCUAACCAGCAGCUGUAUGAAGACCAGCACAAUUUCUGUUGGAAUUUAAAAGCUGUUUGAUUUCCACACGUAAAGUGUUCUCAUUGCUGGCUACCAUGAUACAAGAUUUAUGAGGAUUCCACGAAGAAACAAUUGGUUUUAAUGUGGGCUUACUAGCAACUGUCAGAAUGGUGCAGUCUCUUGGAGGCAAUUCUCAUUGGGAAUCUUUGUAAGCUUCACAGAAAGAAUGAACCAUUCUCUCUGGUAGAAUAUUUACAAAACCAGGGUAGUAUAAUAAAUGCUUCAGCACUCAUCUUGCUUUGUUACAUGUAUGCCACAUGGAGAUUUAUUCUGAAUUUUCCUUCAUGUCUUAACCAGUAGUCCGAUAGGAAGUUUAAAGAUUGUGUACCAUGUGGAAAGUUCACCUCUCUCUCUCUCUGCUAUCUGAAGGACUUGUUGACAUGGACUAAAAAAAAGCAUUUACAUUAUAUGGAUGCUCUGAUCCUGACACUUCAUUUUUAAUGCUCGUCUUCAUUUUUAAUCUAUUUUUUAAAAACCUUGCCUUUUAUUUUGAGAUUUUGCAGAAAAUCUGAAUGUUUAGCCAUCCCUCCUACUGCUUCAUGGUGCAACUGGGAGGAAGAAUUAGUGGUGGGCAGAACUGGUUGGUGGGAAGGGAGCAUUCCCAUAAGAAGGUAGUUCUUUCCCAGAUUGAUCAUUGAAAGAAUUAAAUAAGGUUUGUGUGUGUGAAUAUUCGCAUAUCAGUAUAUUGCCAUUAGUCUGCUUCCACUUAACAGAAAAUAAGUUUAUUUAUAUGCAUGAUGGAGAAAACAAAAUCACAAAAAGAGUCUCCACAGCUGUGUGGCUGAAAAUAACGUAAAGGAUUGGAAAUUCAGAUCACUCUCUAAGGUGAAUUUGGUCUGUUAUGGUAAUCUGGCAUUAAUGCGGUCACUGCAAGGCCAAUGCAGAAAAGGAAAAUGCAGUGCCAAAGAAGAAAUCAGUGUAGAUAAUUUCAGUGAUGUAGACAAUCCAUAGGAAAUGAUUCUAGACUGAAAUGCUCAAAUUGUAGGAUCCCUUCUUCUGGAAUUUUGUAAAUUAGCGAGACAGCCCUGUUUACGUAGUUCUAUAUAAUUGAAUCUGGUAGCAUAUUUCAUGCUGUCCUCUUUAUUAUGUUUUUUUAAAAAAACUAUUUUUAUUAUGGAUUGCAUAGUGCUUGGGGAACCUUUCACCUCAAAAGCAACAACAUAUUUCAAAAAGAAAUAAAUAACAAAAGGAACUCUGCAUCGCAUGAACAAAACAACAGGCAUCAUCACUAAUGAUAAGUAAUUCUUUUGUUAUAGUAAAAUCUCUAUAAAAUUUAUUGCUAAAAUUUAUUAGCAAUAUUAAGGAGAAUGUCCCUUAUUUUAAUAAUAUGCUGGACUUAACAAAACUUCUUUUAAAAGAAUGGCCAUAAUGUAAAAUUUUCUUAAUACAAUUGCUUUAUUUGAAAAACUCAUUUGUUCCAAUUUACACAUUUGCUUCUGUUCUGAAAUCAUGCACAAUCUUAUUUUGUGAAAUAUCUGCUUUGCUUGUCAAUAAACAUAUACAACUAAA